GCAUUGUCGGAAAUGUUAGACUUAAGCGAAUAUGGGGAAGAGCCGACAUUUUCUUCAUGGCGUUGUGUCUUUUCUUCGAACCUGGCAACCCAUAGUCAGUGAACCAGAGUGGCGGUGACGCGCAGACUCGAGCGGCAACAUGGCGGACGAAGUGGAGCAGCCACCCACCACCAGCACGGUGGAGGAGCCUCUGGAUCUGAUCCGACUGAGUCUGGAUGAGAGGAUCUAUGUGAAGAUGAGGAAUGACCGGGAACUUCGGGGGCGCCUGCAUGCAUAUGACCAGCAUCUCAACAUGAUCCUCGGGGAUGUGGAGGAGACGGUGACGACGGUGGAGAUCGACGAGGAGACCUACGAGGAGCUUUAUAAGUCAACAAAGAGGAACAUCCCCAUGCUGUUUGUGAGAGGAGACGGCGUCGUCCUCGUAGCUCCACCUCUCCGCGUAGGCUGACCGGCUCCUCUGGUUCCGACAAUGUGGUUUCCUUUUAAUUUUUUUUUUCAGCAUAAAUCUGUAUGUGUGUAUGAGUCUGUAGUUCAGGAACACGAGAGCAGACGCCAGGGUUUUUGUCGUCUCUAUUUUUAUUUUAAAGACUUAAAAGAUUUUAGUUGGUGAAACCUGAAGGAUUGUAUUUUUUUUUUAGUCUUUAACUUGUCAAUGGAUCAGGAGCAGAUCAGAACCUGCGACAUGUGAAUAUUUGGGUUACUGUCUUUGUCUGGAUGAUGUAUGGUUUUGUACAAGUUGCGCUCUUUCGGUUUGCUUUUGGUAACUUGAUUAAAAAACAUUCAA
Molecule: messenger RNA, 784 nt
Organism: Synchiropus splendidus (mandarinfish)
Lineage: Eukaryota; Metazoa; Chordata; Actinopteri; Syngnathiformes; Callionymidae
Gene: lsm3
Product: LSM3 homolog, U6 small nuclear RNA and mRNA degradation associated
Exons: 4
Coding region: 140-448 (102 amino acids)
Biological process (GO): mRNA splicing, via spliceosome; P-body assembly
Cellular component (GO): U4/U6 x U5 tri-snRNP complex; Lsm1-7-Pat1 complex; precatalytic spliceosome
Molecular function (GO): RNA binding
Source: RefSeq, a predicted model, not a curated record